Molecule: messenger RNA, 1020 nt
Organism: Angiostrongylus costaricensis
Lineage: Eukaryota; Metazoa; Nematoda; Chromadorea; Rhabditida; Metastrongylidae
Source: the annotation of a GenBank genome assembly
GCGUUGGAAAAAGAGCAAGAUGAACUGGCCUCGUUAUAUUGCUUUACAUGUAGGAAGAAGAUGAAGUCACGGAACGCUUUGAAUGACCAUCUUGCUAGUAAGAAACACAAGGAAAUGGAAACAAAAGGGCCGAAAGGUCCACGUCAACCUAGAAAGGUUGACUAUUUUUUUAAAAACUCAGAACACUUAGUGCAGUCACAUGGGCGAAAUGCAGACAUCAAAAUUCAAAGCAUUGAGACCAGUGAUCCUGAUGAUUAUGACGAUGAUGAUGAUGAUGAUGAUGAUGAUGACAGCAGCUCUUGUUGGGUUACAGUUGAUGGGUCUGACGGCGAGGAUGACAUCGAUUUUAAUGAGAGCCAGGCGAUCCCUAUCACAUCAUGUUUGUUCUGUCCGCAAGCAAAGUCAAACAAAGAACAAAUUGCUGAACAUAUGAAAUUCCAUCACGGAUUCUCUUUACCAGACAGGAAACAUCUGGUUGAUGAAGAUGGAAUGCUUAACUAUCUAGGUUUGAAGGUUGGUGCCGGACACUGUUGCAUUUAUUGUCCUGACAUUCGAAGUCGCUUCGCUACUACGGCUGCUUGUCAAGCCCACAUGCGUGACAAGCAGCACUGCAAGAUUAAUCGUGAACCGGAAGGCAUGCUAGAGUUUGCAGAGUAUUAUGAUUAUAGUCCUUUAUGCAAUAGUGAAGAUGAAAGCGGUGUAUCAGACAGUUUUUUUGAUGAUGGUUGGAGCUUGACUCUUCCCUCCGGAGCGAAGAUUGGUCAUCGCUUGUUAAUGAUAUAUUAUCGUCAGUAUCUUCGUCCAAAAGAUAGUAACAAACCUGAUAUGGGAAGGACUGCUUUAGAAAAAGCACGAGGUCUUUAUCCUGCUUUGGCUUGGACCGGUACAACAGGCGCCAUCGCUAAACAAGCAGCACGUGACAUCAAGUUCGUGGAGCACUAUCGUCGACGUUUUGAUUUGAGAGUUGGUUUGAAAUCAAAUAAGCUGUUCAAAUCACAGGGUCGCAAUGGUGAUAAUUAA